AUGCCUCCUGACUCCAGCGGUGGCGGCGUGGAUCGUCGUCGACAGCAGAAUAGAGAUGCGCAGAGAAGAAGACGAACCGCACUGAGGAUGCAGAUUGAAGAGCUCCAGGCUAAAAACGAGGAGCUCCAGACGAAGAACUUUGAGCUGCAGACAUUCAAAACUACGACGCUCUGCACCAAAGAGUCUGGUUUUCCGCUGUCCACUGCCAAAAGCCCAAUUCCAUCAAGCUUCUUUGAAGUCAACUCUGCUCGAGAAGCAUUGCCAAGCCGUCCGAUGCCACACCAAUUCUCGUGGAAUGUCGCGGGCAUAGCUUCUGAGAGCUCCCCAGCUUCAGUGUCAUCUGCAGCGAACUCAACGUAUCACAGUCGGCGCCAAUCGCUCCAUGAAAGAAUCACGGGUCGCCCGGUUCCAGAGCCGGCGGGACAAUUCCGCAACACAGUGCCAUCGUCUCUUAGACAGUCCGAGUCCUCUGACAGAAUGCGUCCUCCGGCACUGUCACUCGCAGGGUCCUCUAGCGACGAGUCUACAAGUCCUCUUGACCCAGGAAGCUACCUUGAAGCUGCUUCCGAAACCCUCCGCUCCAUGGACAUUGCUCGGCCGCAUUCGCAAUCCCCAUUGUCCACUUAUUUCAAAACCAAUGUACUCAUGGAUGCUUCAAUGGCAGAAUCAUGGACACCCACAAGAAUCCGGCCAGACUCUUUGUCGACCCGCGAGUGCUUGCCCUGGCCCGACUCCUACGGAAUGCCGAAGCCUACCGGCCAGGGCCAGCACGCCAAGCAGAAGGCCCUGAGGAUUGCCGUCGUCAAUCGGCAGAUUUCGAGUGUAGAGCUGUUGAUCAAAUAUGGCGCGGAUCUGAACUUUAUUGACGAUAACGGACGGACGGUGCUGCACGAUGCUGCCGAGUCCAAUGACGGGGAAAUGGUGCAGAUGCUGCUUGGACGCGGUGCUAACGCUGAUUUAAUGGACAGAGCAGGAAUGACAGCUUUGGAAGUUGCCUCAUCACUUGGGAAUCUAGAAGUGGCAGAGGUCUUGCUAAAAUCAAGCUCGGGGUGA
This is a messenger RNA of Akanthomyces muscarius, 1053 nucleotides long. RefSeq lists its product as uncharacterized. Gene Ontology annotation, molecular function: protein binding. The transcript has 2 exons. Lineage: Eukaryota; Fungi; Ascomycota; Sordariomycetes; Hypocreales; Cordycipitaceae. The record is from RefSeq and is a predicted model, not a curated record. Bases 1 to 1053 code for a protein of 350 amino acids.